AUGCAAUUCUCAAUCAAAGCCGUUGCCGCUAUUCUGGCUGCAAUCACAAACAUCGCCUCAGUCUCUGCUGAGGGCGCAACUGCUCCAGAAGAUUCUGCCGUCGUCAAGCUUACCGAAGCCACAUUCAAGGACUUUAUUGCCAACAACCCAUACGUUUUGGCGGAGUUUUUUGCGCCAUGGUGUGGCCACUGUAAGAAGUUGGGGCCUGAAUUUGCGUCUGCUGCAGACUCCCUGGUCGAAACCAACCCAGACAUCAAGUUGGCUCAAAUAGACUGUACUGAGGACAGAGACCUCUGUGCACAAUUUGACAUCAGAGGUUACCCAACCCUGAAGGUUUUCAAGGGAGAAGCCGCCCCUCCUUCCGAUUACGCAGGCCAAAGACAAUCGGACUCAAUUAUCAACUACAUGGUCAAGUUGACCUUGCCUGCUGUCCAAGUUUUUGAUGACACCGCCGUGUUGGAAAAAACUGUGGAAGCGCUUGCCGAGCCUUUGGUCCUCCAGGUUCUUCCUGAAGGCGUGGAGAAGAGUUCUUCAAAUGAAACCUUUUACCAAGUUGCUGACAAAUUGAGAGAAAGCUUCACCUUUGGUACGACUUCCGACCCUAAAUACGUUGCCGAAUACGCCAAGUCUGCCAAGAAACCAGCAUACGUCAUUUUCAGAAACGGUGAAGACGCCGAAGAUGCCUCUGUCUACAAGGGCAAGGAUAUUGACGAAGAAUCCGAGUUACUCAUCGAUUUCAUUGACGUUGAGUCCAAGCCUCUCUUUGGUGAAAUCACCGGUGCUACUUACCAGAGUUACACCAGCGCCAACAUCCCAUUAGCCUACUACUUCUACAGCACUGCGGAAGAACGCGAUGCUGCAGAUCCAUUUAUCAAGAAGCUUGCAAGAAAAUACAGAGGUGAAAUCAACUUUGUUGGUUUAGAUGCCUCCCAAUUCGGUAUGCACGCUCAAAACUUGAACAUGAAGGAAGAAUUCCCACUUUUUGUGGUCCAUGACCUUGAAGGCAACAAGAAGUACGGUAUCGACCAAUCCACACCACUUGAUAACAACGCCAUCGCACAAUUUGUCCAGAAAUUCAAGGCCGGUAAGCUAGAACCAAUUGUAAAGUCUGAGCCAAUUCCAGAGGUUCAAAACUCAACUGUCUACCACCUUGUUGGUGCUGAGCACGAGAAGGUCGUUAAGUCUGGCAAGGAUGUCUUUGUCAAGUACUAUGCCCCAUGGUGUGGUCACUGUAAGAGACUGGCUCCUAUUUAUGAAGAACUUGCUGACCUUUACGAAGGUAAGGAUGUCGUUAUUGCCGAAAUCGACCAUACUUUAAACGAUGUCGAGUCAGUGGAUAUCAAGGGUUACCCAACUCUGGUUCUCUUCCCAGCUGAUGGUUCCGAGCCAAUCUAUUACGAAGAUGCCAGAUCUUUGGAAGCCAUGGCUAACUUCAUCAAGGAAAGCGGUUCUUUAAAAAUUGAUGCCUUAGUCGACGAAGAAGACGAAGAAGAAGUGAAAGAAACAGCAGCCGCUGAAACCAUUUCUGAAACUACUGAAAAGGCAGAAACCACUGCUCCAGCCGCCGAAGCUGACGCUCAUGAUGAAUUAUAA
Molecule: messenger RNA, 1593 nt
Organism: Pichia membranifaciens NRRL Y-2026
Lineage: Eukaryota; Fungi; Ascomycota; Pichiomycetes; Pichiales; Pichiaceae
Exons: 1
Coding region: 1-1593 (530 amino acids)
Biological process (GO): protein folding; response to endoplasmic reticulum stress
Cellular component (GO): endoplasmic reticulum
Molecular function (GO): protein disulfide isomerase activity
Source: RefSeq, a predicted model, not a curated record